Messenger RNA from Anthostomella pinea, 999 nucleotides. The record is from the annotation of a GenBank genome assembly. Lineage: Eukaryota; Fungi; Ascomycota; Sordariomycetes; Xylariales; Xylariaceae.
AUGCCCUCUCUACGCAAACUCCCCGUCCUCGCGACGCUCGCGAGCUCCAUCGCCUCCGUCUUAGCCACCCCCACCGACCAACACCCCGUCUCCAUCAACAUCAAUGAGGACGACGACACACCCCUACCGGUCGUAAUCUGGCAUGGGCUUGGCGACAGCUACUCGGCCGAAGGCAUCCAGUCGGUCGGGGAGCUAGUCCAACAAGUCAACCCGGGCACGUUUGUGUACAUAGUGCGACUAGACGAAAACGCCCAAAACGACCGAACCGCCACCUUCUACGGGAACGUCACGGAGCAGCUCGACAAGGUGUGCGCCGACCUGGCCUCGCACCCGAUCCUGUCGACCGCGCCCGCCAUCGACGCCGUGGGCUUCAGCCAGGGCGGGCAGUUCCUGCGCGGGUACGUCGAGCGGUGCAACGCGCCCCCCAUGCGCAGCCUGGUGACGUUCGGCAGCCAGCACAACGGCAUCAUCGACUACCGCGCAUGCUCGUCGGCGGACUGGCUGUGCAAGGGCGCGAUGGCACUGCUGCACGGCAACACGUGGAGCUCGUGGAUCCAGAGCCGGCUGGUGCCGGCGCAGUACUUCCGCGACCCCCGCGACCUCGACAGCUACCUCGAGUACUCGAACUUUCUGGCCGACAUCAACAACGAGCGCGUGCUCAAGAACGAGACGUACGCCGAGAACAUCGCCGCGCUCGAGAACCUCGUCAUGUACAUCUUCGAGGACGACACCACGGUGAUCCCGAAGGAGACCGGCUGGUUCGAGGAGGUCAACGGCACCGAGACCACGCCCCUGCGCGCCCGCAAGAUUUAUUCCGAGGACUGGAUCGGCCUGAGGGCCCUCGACAGGAAGGGCGGGCUGAAGUUCAAAACCACGCCGGGCGAACAUAUGCAGCUCGAGGAUGAAGCGUUGACGGAAUCGUUCAGCGAGUUCUUCGGGCCGUACAAUAAGAAGUUCGCAAGGUUGGCCGCCUGGCCGAAGGUGGUAGGCGACCUGUGA